Messenger RNA from Chaetomium fimeti, 438 nucleotides. RefSeq lists its product as uncharacterized. The record is from RefSeq and is a predicted model, not a curated record. Lineage: Eukaryota; Fungi; Ascomycota; Sordariomycetes; Sordariales; Chaetomiaceae. The transcript has a single exon. The coding region runs from base 1 to 438 and encodes 145 amino acids.
AUGUCGGGCACACUAGGGCAGAGGUUCCGACAGUCUCCGGGCAGCUAUAUUACGGAGACUGUUAUCAAUAAUGUUGUCGUCAACCAAGAGUUCACGGUGUCCGCCGUGAUGAACCUCCCGGUUGGGCGCGGAGACCAGCGUCCCGAGAUCUCUGGCUGCCUUUCACUGACCAGGGCAUCGGACACGGGGAACCUGGUAUCUGAACAUCUAGACCGGGGCUAUGCCUCCUCAACUGUGGCAGCAGAAUCCAGCGUGGUCGGCGGGAACUACGUGAUGACCUUCACAUGGUCAGAUUGCCGGAUCCGCCGGGCCGAUCAAUACCGGCUCAUCUUUGUUUUCGACGGCACUUUGCCGACGGGAGAGUCAAUCAGGGACGUAAAUCAUUGGUCGCCGCCAUUCUCCUGCAACGACCCCACUCCCAUGGUCAACGGGGUAUAG